AUGAAGCCCGUCAGUCAAAGCCAAGUCGCCUCUGCGGCUGUCCAGUCCCUCCCCAUCCCAGUUCUCGUCCUAGGUGUCCAGAAAACAGUCGUGCUCGCCAACGAGGCGAUGGGGCGAUUGUUAGGCAUGGACGAUCUCCUUGGGAAAUCGCUGACCCAGGUCGGCGUCGACCUUGUCCAGGAUGGCCGUCACGUUUGGUUCGAUUGGAAGAGGUUUUUCGACGAAGCUGCCGUUGAGAUGGGCCCCAGAAAGAACAAUAAGCGGGCCCACAGAGACGGGAACACAGACGGUGUCGACAACCCUCAAGGAGGUCUGCCGCUGCAUCUGGCCCUGGAUGUCACCAUUUCGCCGGCUACUGCCGGGACCGGCCGGCGUGAAUCUCUGUCGCCGUUGACCGACGCUGCACCUCCACUUCGAGCCAAGAUGGACGUCUCAGUCUGUGACGAUGAGGGAGAGAGAACUUUGUUCAUUCUCACGUUCACAGAUAUCAGGCCGGCGCCUUCGUCACCGGCUGCUAGCGCCUCGCCCUCGGUUGCACCCGAUCACAGCUCCAAAACCCCCUCGGUAGCGGUCCAUCAAGGUGGCCCUCUCUUUUCGGAUCCCUUUGCACCUCUAGCCCCCUCGCCAGCGUCUUCGGCACCCCACUCCUUGUCGAAAACACAAAAGAUCAACGUGAUGAAAGACGCCAUGCUCAACAACAUUCAGACACCAAUUGCCGCAACGUGGAAGGAUGGCAGCGUGUCGUUCCUCAACCGGGCGGCGUACAAUCUUCUGAUUGGGAAACCAGACUUUGAGGAGAACAACAUCGACGGCUUUGAUCUGCUCUCCACAUGGACCGUUUGGGCACCCGACUUUAGCAGACGUUUAGAGCCCAGCGAGGGGCCCAUGGCAGUUCUGAUUCGGGCUGAGACACCCUUCGCGAGUCGACGCAUCGGUAUGCAUGAUGUAGCUGGUCAGCCGUUAGUAUUCGAUGUGGAAGGGACCGCUCUCAGAGACGACAACACUGGAGAGUUCCUAGCUGGCGUGGUAACAUGCAAAGACGUGACAAAGUUGAUCGAGGAAAUCAGUCAGAUCCGGGCGGCAGGAGAGGAACGCUUCAGAGUAAUAUGCAACACAAUGCCACAGCUUGUGUGGACGGCCACCCGAGACGGUUCACACGACUUCUUCAACAGCCGGUGGUAUGACUACACCGGGCUGUCUGAGCAAGACUCCCUUGGCUCGGGCUGGAUGAACGCGUUCCAUCCGGACGACUUGCCCGCGGCUGAGAAGUGCUGGAAGCGAAGUCUCGAGACGGGCGAGCCUUACACAACGGAGUAUCGCUGUCGCCGUAAGGAUGGCGAAUGGAGAUGGUUCCUCGGCAGAGCGCUUCCCCUGAAGAACCAGCAAACUGGGGUCGUCGAGAAAUGGUUUGGCACCUGCACCGAUGCUCACGAGAGCAUUGAGACAAAGAACGAGUCCAAGAGAAUCCGACAGCAGCUUCUCGGCGUCAUUGCAGAAUCGCACAUGACCAUGUUCACUGUGGAUUCCGAACGCAAGAUCACCAUGCUUGAAGGAGCAAUGAUUUGGGACACUUUCAGUGAUAGCCAUGCGUCGAGGCGAUAUGUCGGUGAGAAUGUAUAUGACGUCUUCAGCCGCCUCAGUCCGCGGCCCCCAAAGGCCCUUCUGGAAGCCGUCGAAUCCAUCUUAUCAGGGAAAAUUCCAGAGGACCUCGAGGAACACGAGAUUGAGGGGCGUUGGUAUCGCACACGUCUCAAACCUAUUCUUGGAAGGGCAAACGGUGAAAAAGGUGCCAAGGCGACGGUGAUCGAAGGCGUGACAGGCUUCAUUAUGGAUGUCACCGAGCUCAAGGCCCGUGAGAAGGAUCUCCAAGCCCAGGCUCAGGAAAAACGCCAGUUGCUUGCCAACGAGGCCGCUGCUAAAGAAGCUAGCCGGCUGAAGAGUCAGUUUCUUGCAAAUAUGUCGCACGAGAUUCGUACUCCAAUAAGCGGAGUGAUUGGGAUGGCCGAGCUCCUUCUCGAUGCCGAUCUCUCAGAGGAGCAGCGUGAGAUCGCAGAAAACAUUUACCGUUCAGCCAAUGCCCUCUUGACGGUCAUCAACGACAUUCUGGACUUCUCCAAGGUCGAAUCCGGGCGGCUGGACAUAGAAGAAGUGCAGUUCUCCCUUCCCGUAGUUGUACAGGAUGUGGGCAAGAUGCUUAGUUUUGCGGCCGAUCGCAAAAACCUUGGAUUCUAUUGCGAUCUUGCAGCCGACAUUGAGAGUGACCUCCUGGUCAUGGGCGAUCCCGGACGCGUGCGACAAAUCAUGACCAAUCUUCUGACAAAUAGCAUCAAGUUCACGAACCACGGUCAUGUGAGGCUCUCGGUUUUGAGAGAAAAGGAGACGGCGGAGAUGAUCGAGAUCAAGUUCGUCGUCGAGGACACCGGGAUCGGGAUAGAAGAAGAGGUUCUGAAGCGGCUCUUCCAACCGUUCAGCCAGGGCGAUCCUUCAACGGCGAGAAAAUUUGGCGGCACGGGACUCGGGUUGACUAUAUGCAAGCAUCUUUUGGAGUUGAUGAAGGGGCGUAUGGCAUUCGAAUCGACAUUGGGCGCGGGUACCACCGCCACCUUCUGGAUACCCUUCCACAAACCACGGCGAGGGGGGGAGGCAAAUACAGUGGCGAUAGAUUCCUUGUCAGAGCGGUUACAGUCAGAGAGGAGCGUGUCUUGCCAUAGCUCCGAGUAUGAUCAAAAGCUUCCCCCUCCAUCUCGAGCUCGAGGGCGACCCCUAGCAGACAACAGCCGAUCGGCCUGGCGGCAUUCUGCUAGCAGCCUUGGGGCCAUGGGCGCGCCAGAGGAAGAACUCCCCUACUCUGCGCGAGCCAACGUGCACAUCUUGGUUGUCGAGGACAAUGCCGUCAACCAACAAUACGCCCUCAAGACGAUUGAAAAACUCGGCUUCCAGGCAACGGCGGUAUGGAACGGCAAGGAAGCGGUGGAUUAUAUUGCCGCCGCCAAGGAUGGCGCAAAGAAAAAGCCCGAUAUCAUCCUCAUGGACGUGCAGAUGCCCGUCAUUGACGGCUAUAGAUGCACGCACAUUCUUCGACACCACAUGCCCUACAAGGGCUACAUCAGCGACGUCCCGAUCGUGGCCAUGACGGCUUCGGCUAUCCAGGGGGACAGGGAAAAGUGCAAGAGGGCUGGCAUGGACGACUACCUUUCCAAGCCGGUCAGGAACAAGGUUCUAGAGAAAAUGCUCGUCCGAUGGAGCACAAAAGGGCGGUCGAAUACCUCUACGCCGGCGGGGUUGAGCGGGUCGGAGUGCUCCGAGCACAGCAAGGUGGGCGCCAAGGCCAAACUGACUGGCGUUGAGGGCGCCGGUGGCCUAGAAAUGGCAGACCGCAAUUCUACUAGUAUCUGUGACAGCAGCGGCUUGCCGACGAUAACGGUGCCAAUCCAAGAGUCCAAGUGUGAAGCCAUCGUGGACACACAGUACGCCACUUCGCUUGACUUGACGAUGCCGUCUGUAGAUGGCGGGUCCAGCCAGGACCAGUUUGACUCGGAAAUGAUGCAGCAGUUGACCUACGGGUUAACCGAGGACGAGUCGGUGGCGGAUGUCAGCCGCGAACAGAAAAUGGCGGACGGCAGAGAGCGCUCGAGAAGCCCAUCGGCGCCCCGGGAGGCGCUGACGGAGGAGAAUGUCGGGAAGUUGGAGGAUAUGUCCAGACAGUGGCGUAGAUAA
This is a messenger RNA of Canariomyces notabilis, 3717 nucleotides long. RefSeq lists its product as uncharacterized. Gene Ontology annotation, molecular function: protein binding; phosphorelay sensor kinase activity; histidine phosphotransfer kinase activity. Gene Ontology annotation, cellular component: plasma membrane. The coding region runs from base 1 to 3717 and encodes 1238 amino acids. The record is from RefSeq and is a predicted model, not a curated record. Gene Ontology annotation, biological process: protein autophosphorylation; phosphorelay signal transduction system. NCBI's taxonomy places the organism in Eukaryota, Fungi, Ascomycota, Sordariomycetes, Sordariales, Chaetomiaceae. The transcript is spliced from 4 exons.